UCAGUUGCCCGAUUCCUUUCUUGGCGAAAACAAGAAACUUGACAUACAUUUCUAUUGUGAGACAAGAAGACUGUCAAGGAAGGUGAUUUUUGUUAUUGUGAGUCACAACCGUUCUGUUUUCCAGCGCAAUGUCGGUCCGCUACGACUUUUACCAGACAGAUUCCAACGUCGUCGUAAGUGUUAUGCUGAAAAACGCUAAGGAACACAACUACAAUGUGAAUAUCGAGACCGACAAACUUACUGUUACCGCAGAUAACUGCCACCUUGAAAUUCAUUUAUACCACCCCAUAAUCGUCGAGAAGUCCUCUCAUAGAGCAACCCCGACAAAGAUUGAAAUUGCCCUAAGCAAGGUGACAAGUGAACGUUGGCCGACACUAGAGAGGAAGGCCCCCGAAGAAACAAAGAAAGCGGUGCCUGUUCCCACUUUCGGUACGCACAACUGGGACAAAAUCGCAAAAGAAAUUGCUUCGGCUGAGACGGAGGAGGCCAAGGAAGAAGAGGCCUUGCAAAAUCUCUUCCAGAAGAUUUACAGCGAGAGUUCGGAUGAAGUGCGCCGCGCCAUGAACAAGUCAUUCUCGGAAUCUGGGGGCACGGUAUUGAGCACGAAUUGGCAGGAAGUGGCCAAAGGAAAAGUGGAUGCGAAACCGCCCGAUGGCACUGAGUAUCGAAACUGGGAAUGUUGAAUUUGCACUCGAAAAAGCAACACAUUUUGAAUUAAUUAUUUGUUUUAUGUUUUAAUAAACGCAUAUGCUUGUAAAUGA
Messenger RNA from Hermetia illucens (black soldier fly), 761 nucleotides. It is a transcript of the gene Sgt1, whose product is annotated as protein SGT1 homolog. Gene Ontology annotation, molecular function: protein-folding chaperone binding. NCBI's taxonomy places the organism in Eukaryota, Metazoa, Arthropoda, Insecta, Diptera, Stratiomyidae. The record is from RefSeq and is a predicted model, not a curated record. Bases 129 to 683 code for a protein of 184 amino acids. Gene Ontology annotation, biological process: protein stabilization. The transcript has a single exon.